Messenger RNA from Vicia faba (fava bean), 750 nucleotides. NCBI's taxonomy places the organism in Eukaryota, Viridiplantae, Streptophyta, Magnoliopsida, Fabales, Fabaceae. The record is from the annotation of a GenBank genome assembly.
AUGAUGAGAGAUAUGAUGAUGGGAAGUAGUAUAUAUUCAUCAUCAUCAUCAAGAGGUGGUGGAGAGAUGGACAUAGACAUGAACAUGAUGAAUAUGAAACCUGCAUGGCUAGAGAGGUUGAUGGAUGAAACAUUCUUUGGUGAUUGUGGGGUCCACAAAAAUCGAAGGAAGAACGAGAAGAACAUUUUUUGCUUACACUGUUGUCUUAGCAUCUGCCCCCACUGCUUAUCUUCUCAUACCUCUCAUCCUCUUCUCCAGGUGAGAAGGUAUGUUUACCACAAUGUAAUUCGAUUGGAUGAUAUGGAAAAGCUUAUAGAUUGUUCCAAUAUUCAGCCCUAUACUAUUAACAGUGCGAAAGUGAUAUUUUUAAAUCAGAGGCCACAAUCAAGGUCAUGCAAAGUUACAGCCAAUGCUUGCUUCACUUGUGACAGAAUUCUUCAGGAUCCAUUCCAUUUCUGUUCUCUCUCAUGCAAGGUAGAAUACAUGGUGUACGAGGGUGAAAGUUUGUCGAACAUUUUACAUCGAUUUGAUGAGUCAGACUUUGCAAUAUCGCAAUUCGAGGGACUAAGAGCAGAAGGAUCUGAGGUAAUUGAUGAAGAUAACAACCAAAUAGGCCCAAGUUCUUCAAAUUACUCCAUCAUCAAUGAAGAUCAGGCCACCAGCAACAAUAGAUUCCUCCCUCUUCCUGCCAUUGUCCUCUCUCUUGGUAGCAGAAGAAAAGGUGCUCCUCAAAGGGCCCCACUCUCCUGA